UGCGGUCAGCAGCAGCGGGUGGCCGUUGCGCACCGGCGGAACCAUGCUCGGUGUGGUGCACUUUCUUCGCAGCUUCUUCAAGACUACAGAGUCAGAUGCACCCGCUCCCGGUGAAGGUGAGAGCGAAGAUAGCCAACUCCACCCAUCCCCUGCAGACCCAGAAGAGCAGGAAUGGUGCCAGGAAAUAGACCCUGAGGAUUUUGAGACACUGUCCCAUAAGAGUGAAAGUCGCUCAGACACAAAAACAGACCCCUUUGAGAGCGCUUCUGAUGCAGAGUCCCUGCCUGGGGACCCCACGGGUGGAGUCUGCCUCUCCCCAGGUGGCCUGUCUGCAGAUACAGAGGCAGAUUGGGGAUGCCCUGAUGACUCAGCAGAUAGAUCUCCUCAAGGGCAGCAUUUGGCUUGUGUUGACGGGCUCCGUACAGAGCAAGAGCUGGAUUUACUCUCAGGCUUGAAGGAAUAUUAUCAUCAGAGUAAACUGCACACGUCAACGGCUACCGCCGCUGGAAAACAGGAUGAGGGAAUCCUCUGGGACUGUAGGACCAGAUUGGUGUGGAAGUCUGUGCCAACAGCUGGGUCCUCCUCACAGAGUGCCACCACCACCAGCAGCAGUCCCCAGCUGCAAAAGGCCAGGUCUAGGGGCUAUUUGGAUGUCCCCUUGGUCUGGCCCUGCUUUCUUCAACACUGUGAACUAGGUCAGAGCUGGCCACACAUCCACAACAGAGCUGGGGCAGCAGAGCUACCUCACAAAGGCCUGCAGGACAAUGAGUUCCCUCUGUGGGUCAGGACAAGGAAGGGGUCUGCCUCCAGGCCCGCAGUGGGCACAGACUUACUCUGGUUUCGUUCCUGUUUAGACGUAGCCCGCCUACCACGUUGGUGUCUCAUAGACACCAAGUGUCAUCAUAGUGUCCCAGAAAAUCUUGGUGCCAAUGGCAAGACACCCCAAAGAUGCCAGCACGAAAAGGCUCUGGUUAGGGCGCAUUCUAUACCAGGGUUUCCUUUGUGUUGCCUCAAGGAGCCUUUGGAGCAGAAAUGUGUGACAUCUGGGCCCUACCUGAGGGACGGGAGAGAAAUAGUCCCUAACACUCCUUCUCCUGGGCCCACCCGGCUGUCUUAUUUACUUUCCACUUCUCCAAGCAGGGCCCCUCCUUUGCAGGAUGAGUACCAGCUGAGUGGCUGCAGCCUUAAAAGGACAUCUCAAGACACACCCUGUGUAGGUCUCCCACUGGAAAACCAGGUAGAACAGGCUUCUAGGUCAUGCCCAGACCCUUCCCACCUUACUUCAGAAUUGCUGAAGCUUGGCAGCCAAGAGGAAGUGCCUGAACCCGCUGAAUGCAAGCCAGAGCAUAGCCCAGAGCACAGACUUGAGGAGCCCGAUGGUGUCCACCCUGAUGAUGCUACCGGUAAACAAAGGUGCCUGCAAAAGAUCCCUGCCAGGACAGGAAACCAGACCAAGACCUACUCAUCAAAGUGCAUUCUCAAUGAGGAGAGAAAGCCGCCUGAUAGGGCCUCCCCCUUCCCACAUCGCGGUAGCCACAGUGAGAUGCCCGUGGGUUCCCCGGAAGUGAAUGGUCACGCCUAUGCCCCAAAGAGCACCCUGAGAUCAAGUAUAACUGCUCCUUCAGAAGCAGCAUGCGAGGCAGCAGUUCUAGACUCCCAAGGCAGGGGGAAUGCCUUGCAGAGUCUUUUGGAUUUCCCAACAGCCGAAAUGUCUUGCUGCAGGCCCGGGAAUGAGUGUGCACAGGGAACUGGGGACUCCAGGGAGCCUUUCACUUCAGGCCAGCAGCAGGCAUCCAAGGUGCACGGGGCCUCCGAGCACAGCUGCAAACUCAUUAUGAUAGCAGUAAAGCAGGAACACAAACAGACCUCUACAAGGAAGGCCUGCUGUCAUCUAGACUCACAGUCCGGUGAUUUCUCAGGGGAAAGACCCAAAUCUCCACGAGGCACAGGAACCACAGCUUACGAGUCUCCCAGGACCAUAGAAAUGUCAAUGUGUGGCAGUGAAUGUGAAUUGCCAGGAUGCCCCGCAGAGGGGUCGGGUGAUGGGGCUCCGCAGCUGCUGGCCCAAGACAUAGAGCUUGUGAGAUCUCUGGUCCCUAGGGCUGCUUCAGAUGACACACUGUGCUCAGAAGAGACGCUGGAGGAGAAGUUUAGGGAAACCUCGAGCCUGGGGUCUGAGUGUGUACACUCAGACUUGGACACCCACCCCGAGGGGAACCAGAAAUCUACCAGCCCAGAACUCAAACGGGGAGAGUGUGCCACAGCGGGUGCAGAGGUUAUAGAAGUUUCCCGAGUGUGGGCUGGCAAGGUAGGGGUCCCGCAUUCAGGAGUCCUGGCAUCGGCCCACGACACAACCUUGCAGUUCCAGGGACCUUGGGGUCGGCUUCAGCCCGAUGCACUGGAGUCAGAGCAGCGUCCUGCCGAUCUCCAGAUGACCCCUUUAAAAACUGGCAUGUCCUGGUCUGAGGAGAGCCCCGGAGGGGACAUACCAAGCAGCCAGGCCUUGACCUCAGGGGGUCUGAACCUGGCUUGCCCCAGCCCCGAGGAAGGUGUGUCCCAGAGUCCGUGGUUUGCAGCCUGCCACCAGAGCGUGUCUCCGGACACCCACUCUGUUGGUUCACACCAAGAUAUUCAAGUGGGGACAUCAGGGGACCUUGGUGGUGAAGGACCUUCCCCAGAAAGCUGUAACGUCAAGAGACUAAAAACAACAGAGAGCAAGAUCAGGGCAAGGUUGGCUUUAGCCCAUAAGACCUUUACCCAUUUCUUUGAGGCCAAAGUUACAGAGAAAACGAAUGCGGGCUCAGUCAAAGGCGAGACAGAAAAGCGCAGGCGCGGCCAGAGCUCCUGGCGCACAUUUCUGAGAAGCAAAGAUGUGGACAGCUCCAAAAGGCCCUCUUUAGUGAGUGGCGUUCCGGGACCAGACUUGCCCGAACUCCUCCGCCCUUCCCCACCAGCAACCAGAGGCCACCGUGAAGAGUGGACAGUUAGCACAGACAGCCAUGUGUGCGCGGGGUCCUGGACACCCCUACAGUCUCCUGCAACUCCGCCCUCCGGCUGUCGGACUUCUCCAGAACACAGGAGGAAAAGUGAACCGACCAUAAAACGCACUGCUACCCAGGAAAGCAGUAGGUACCUUUCUUCUGGGAUCUUCCCAGAGCCAUCCUGGCUGACUUCGCCCACCAGCCCUGGAGCCCAGGGCUGUACACUCCCCUGCAGCUCUGCCUGCCACUUGGCCUAUGAAAACCAAAGCAUGCCCAGCAGACCCACAAGCCCCAAGCCCACGAAUCCCAUGCCUGGGGCUCAGAGGGUGGAUCUCUGCCUUGGGGGCAGGGCUAGUGCAGUCUCCAUGGUCUCUCUUAGAAGCUGUAGGGACGCCAACAGAUGUUCCGACGUCUCUGAAAUGCCCAAGAGCAGGGCAAGCCUCUUACUCUCCCUACAAACACUAAACCAGAACAACCAGAAGGAAGAUCACACCAGCAGGUGUCAGUGUCACCACGGCCUGGGCACAGCAUCCUUCCUUAGGGACCUUCCUGGGAGUGAGAGCUACACUGUCCGGGGAAAACAGCCAGACAAGAAGUCCAGUUGUUCCUGUGAUCAGAAAACGUACACAGAGCCUACUCAGCAGCUGGUGUCUGCCACUGAAGUAGUGCCCUCCACCUCCACAGAGCAAGUCCCCAGAGAGGCCCCGUCACAGCUCAGGAGGGCCCCGCGGCACUCCCAGUUCAGCUUGGAUGACCUAUGGAUAGAAAAGACUCUGAGGAGGAAGCUGGAGAAACAGAUGCAGCUUAGAAGAAAGAUGUGCACAGGGACAGAGCACCAGGACCAAGUUCAGUGCUGGAGAAAGACAAUCACCACCUCUCCAGAGUCUCUGCACCUCCCUAGAAGAAGCCACCUGCUCUCCCAGAGUGCCCCAAUGGGACUGGACUGCGCAGGCUGGCCAGAGCCCAUGCCUGACACUGGGAUGCCCGAUGGGACCCUGGACACCGUGUGCCCAGACGAGACAGGCAGUGAGGAGGACCUGUACGAAGAGCUUCACAACUCGGGCCACCACUACAGCCACCCUAGAGGAGGCGGCGAGCAACUGGCCAUCAAUGAGCUCAUCAGUGAUGGCAGCGUGGUCUGUGCUGAAGCCCUGUGGGACCAUGUCACCAUGGAUGACCAGGAGCUGGGCUUCAAAGCUGGGGAUGUCAUCGAAGUGAUGGACGCUACCAACAGAGAAUGGUGGUGGGGGCGCGUGGCCGAUGGCGAGGGGUGGUUCCCUGCCAGCUUUGUACGGCUGCGGGUGAACCAGGAUGAGCCCGCGGACGACUAUGAGGCCCCGCGGGCCGGGGUUGGAGAGGUCAGUGACAACGUUCCAGAGGCCCAGAGCUGCAAGGACCAGAUGCGCACCAACGUCAUCAAUGAGAUCCUCAGCACUGAGAGGGACUACAUCAAGCACCUUCGGGACAUCUGUGAGGGCUAUGUCCGCCAGUGCCGAAAGCGUGAGGAUAUGUUCAGCGAAGAGCAGCUGCGUACCAUCUUCGGGAACAUUGAAGACAUCUACCGCUGCCAGAAGGCAUUUGUGAAGGCUUUGGAGCAGAAGUUCAACACAGAACGGCCACACCUGAGCGAGCUGGGUGCCUGCUUUCUGGAACACCAAGCAGACUUCCAGAUCUAUUCUGAGUACUGCAACAACCACCCCAACGCCUGUGUGGAGCUCUCCCGGCUCACCAAGCUCAGCAAGUAUGUGUACUUCUUCGAGGCCUGCCGGCUGUUACAGAGAAUGAUUGACAUUUCCCUGGACGGCUUUCUGCUCACCCCAGUGCAGAAGAUUUGCAAGUAUCCCCUCCAGCUGGCAGAGCUGCUCAAGUACACACACCCGCAGCACAGGGACUUUAAGAACGUUGAAGCUGCCUUGCAUGCCAUGAAGAAUGUGGCCCAGCUCAUCAAUGAACGGAAACGGAGACUUGAAAACAUUGACAAGAUUGCCCAGUGGCAGAGCUCCAUAGAGGACUGGGAGGGGGAAGAUCUCCUGGCCAGGAGCUCGGAACUCAUCUACUCGGGGGAGCUGACCCGUGUUACACAGCCUCAAGCCAAGAGUCAGCAGAGAAUGUUUUUUCUCUUUGACCGUCAGCUCAUCUACUGUAAAAAGGACCUGCUCCGUCGGGACGUGCUGUACUACAAAGGUCGGCUGGACAUGGAUGAUCUGGAGGUGGUGGAUGUGGAAGAUGGCAAGGACCGCGACCUCCAUGUGAGCGUCAAGAAUGCCUUCCGUCUGUACUGCGGUGCCACCGGGGACAGCCACUUACUGUGUGCCAGGAAACCAGAACAGAAGCAGCGCUGGCUGAAGGCCUUUGCCAGGGAAAGGGAGCAGGUGCGGCUGGACCAGGAGACAGGCUUCUCCAUCACUGAGCUGCAGAGGAAGCAGGCCAUGCUGAAUGCCAGCAAGCAGCAGGCCACAGGGAAGCCUAAAGCUGUCGGCAGGCCAGGAUACCUGACCCGCCACAAGCAUCCAUCCUUGCCUGCCAGCCGGCCUCAGCAGCAGGUGUUGGUGCUAGCAGAGCCCAGGCGGAAGCCAUCUAACUUCUGGCACAGCAUCAGCCGACUGGCACCCUUCCGAAAGUGAGCCAGCACCUAUCGGACAACCUGACAGCACUUUGUGGACCCAGCUUUCCCUCAAGGCCAACUCCACCAGGCCCUCUGCCUGUCUUACAAACUGGAAGUGAACAGGUACAGCGUCGGCGCUGUAUGAAGUCUGGGCCCCGGCCCUGGCCUCUUCCCCACUGCAAGUGCAGUGUUGCACGGGUACC
Messenger RNA from Phodopus roborovskii (desert hamster), 5789 nucleotides. RefSeq names its product Rho guanine nucleotide exchange factor 4 (gene Arhgef4). The transcript is spliced from 14 exons. Gene Ontology annotation, molecular function: protein binding; guanyl-nucleotide exchange factor activity. The record is from RefSeq and is a predicted model, not a curated record. The coding region runs from base 44 to 5605 and encodes 1853 amino acids. Lineage: Eukaryota; Metazoa; Chordata; Mammalia; Rodentia; Cricetidae. Gene Ontology annotation, biological process: intracellular signal transduction.